Lachancea thermotolerans CBS 6340 is the source of this 411-nucleotide messenger RNA. It is a transcript of the gene GRX5, whose product is annotated as monothiol glutaredoxin GRX5. NCBI's taxonomy places the organism in Eukaryota, Fungi, Ascomycota, Saccharomycetes, Saccharomycetales, Saccharomycetaceae. Gene Ontology annotation, molecular function: disulfide oxidoreductase activity. The record is from RefSeq and is a predicted model, not a curated record. The transcript has a single exon. The coding region runs from base 1 to 411 and encodes 136 amino acids.
AUGUUCGCUAGAUUAGUUGCGCAGAACUUCGCCAGGCGCCCCGCCGCUUUUGCUCGUUUUAUGAGCUCGGAGACUAGAGAAGCCAUUACAGCAGCCAUCAAAUCUGCGCCCGUUGUGCUGUUCAUGAAGGGGACGCCCGAGUUCCCACAAUGUGGUUUCUCCAGAGCAACUGUCAGUUUGCUCGGGCAACAGGGCGUCGACCCUCUCAAAUUCGCCGCCUACAACGUGCUUGAAGACCCUGAGCUUCGUGAGGGAAUUAAGGAGCUCAGCGAGUGGCCCACAAUCCCGCAGCUGUACGUGAACGAGGAGUUCAUUGGCGGCUGUGAUAUUCUUGUGAGCAUGGCCCAAAGCGGUGAGCUCACUAAGCUACUGGAGGAUGCUAAGGCCCUCGUGCCUGAAGAUGACGAGUGA